This is a messenger RNA of Arabidopsis thaliana (thale cress), 1423 nucleotides long. Its product is annotated as DUF868 family protein (DUF868). The coding region runs from base 317 to 1240 and encodes 307 amino acids. The record is from RefSeq and is marked reviewed. NCBI's taxonomy places the organism in Eukaryota, Viridiplantae, Streptophyta, Magnoliopsida, Brassicales, Brassicaceae. The transcript has a single exon.
UUCAACGUCCUUACGCGUCAUCAUCAUCCUUACAUGGAGGUUCUCGAUCUUCUUCUCCAAAUCAUUCUUCCUUAAUCCAUUUUCUCUUCUCUAUCUCUAUCCAAAUCUCUUUCUUCCAAAACCUAUUUUCUAAUUAAUUUGAUAUCCAUUGUUCGUUUGUUUCCUUUCUCCCAUUCUUGCAUCUGCUAAAGAAGCCACAAGGUGCUUUGUUCACGAGCCUCUAAGAAAACAUCGACACCAUUUAUUGGUUGACAUGUGAAACCAAUAUUUAGGUUAAAAUUUGUCAUCUUUUGUAUGUAUAAGUUGAGAACCGAUCAUGUCAUUUAGAUCACAUUCGAGAGGGAGUAGUCAAUUCGCAGAGAAGGUAACAGAGGAUCCUGUAACGUACAAGACAGCACAAAGCACCGUGACGUGCAUUUACCAAGCGCAUAUAUCCGGAUUCUGGAGGAAUGUUACGGUAUUGUGGUCAAAGAAUCUCAUGAAUCAUUCGCUUAUGGUCAUGGUGACAAACGUGGAAGGCGAUAUGAAUUAUUGUUGCAAGGUUGAUCUGAAGCCUUGGCAUUUUUGGAACAAGAAAGGCUACAAGUCGUUCGAUGUGGAAGGUAACCCGGUAGAGGUGUAUUGGGAUUUUAGGUCUGCGAAAUUCACGAGUAGUCCAGAGCCGAGCUCGGAUUUCUACGUGGCUUUAGUCUCGGAGGAAGAGGUGGUUUUGCUUGUGGGUGAUUACAAGAAGAAAGCUUUCAAGAGAACAAAGUCGAGGCCUGCUUUGGUCGAGGCUGCCUUGUUCUACAAGAAAGAAAACGUGUUUGGCAAGAAGUGUUUCACCACCAGGGCUAAGUUUUACGAUAGGAAAAAAGAACACGAGAUCAUCGUGGAAAGCUCGACCUCCGGGCCUAAAGAGCCAGAGAUGUGGAUUAGCAUAGAUGGGAUUGUGUUGAUACAAGUCAAGAAUUUGCAAUGGAAAUUCAGAGGGAAUCAGACAGUGUUGGUAGAUAAACAACCUGUUCAAGUGUUUUGGGACGUGUAUGAUUGGUUGUUCAGCAUGCCUGGGACAGGCCAUGGUUUGUUCAUAUUCAAACCAGGGACCACCGAAGACAGCGACAUGGAAGGAAGUGGUCACGGUGGUGGUGGUGGUGGUGAGAGCGAUACAAGUACAGGGAGCAGGUAUUAUUCGACCAAGAGUAGUAACCCUUGGCCGCCAGAGUUUUGCCUUUUUCUUCAUGCAUACAAACUUGAGUAGUAGUUCUUGGAAACAAUUAAGAAGCUUUUGUCUAUUCACUUAUUGUUGUGUCAUGUGGCUGUAAAUCUUAUCUUGUUCUUCAUCUUUUAUUGACAAAUGAUAACAUCAUAGUCCUGACUUCAAACAACAAUGUCAUGUCGCAGGAAACUAUUUUUUGUUUGAAUCUAAUGUUAAAUUAUAUUC